Oncorhynchus tshawytscha (Chinook salmon) is the source of this 2499-nucleotide messenger RNA. Its product is annotated as protein sprouty homolog 1. Gene Ontology annotation, biological process: multicellular organism development; negative regulation of fibroblast growth factor receptor signaling pathway; negative regulation of MAP kinase activity. The transcript is spliced from 2 exons. The record is from RefSeq and is a predicted model, not a curated record. NCBI's taxonomy places the organism in Eukaryota, Metazoa, Chordata, Actinopteri, Salmoniformes, Salmonidae. Gene Ontology annotation, cellular component: cytosol; membrane. The coding region runs from base 610 to 1659 and encodes 349 amino acids.
CAAUGGGAGUUGGCUUGUCGAGCAAACACUGAGCUCUACGUUCUCAUUCAUUCAGAGUUAGACAGGCAUGCAGUGUUGAAGAGAGCACGUCCUCGAUUAGCGCUUGCUUUUGAGCAUUCCGCAUAACAAAAACCUUAUUUUACAAAAAUUGACUCAUUAGAAUUCGAAGACGGAAGCCAUUGGAUAUAUAAUUAUUUGUUUUCAUAUUGUAAAUUAAUUAAAGUGUGCUUUUUAAGAAUCCUAACGAAGAUUAUUCCUACAAUUGUUACUCCGCUCUAGGACUAAACUGGGUUGUCUGACUAGAUCGGCUUCAAGUGCGCAACCUUUAUUGGGUGUAUCAAGAAGCGUGGAUUUACAAUUUCUGGAACACAGUGUGUAAAUGCACCAGAUUUUAAGAAGGAAUAACGAAAGAAGAUAAGCUACAACAUCGUAUCGGGAUAUAACGCAAUCGUUACGAAUGUUAAGAGCUAAUUAAAAUACGCUUGGACAAUUUACUUGGAUGGAGUUUUGGCAUAUUGGUUGAUGGAAUCGACGUUAUGGAUGGUUGCAGAUGGGUUUUCUGAUGCAUGCCAAGUCCACGGUGAAUGUCGGAAGUGGUGAUCACCCCAGAUGGCGCUCCAAAGUCAACAUGGCCCUGGCGGUUCAUUAGUGGUGAUCCAGCAGCCUUCCCUGGAGGGCCGGCAGAGGUCGGAUUACGAGCGGGAGCUCCAUCAUGCCGCCAUCCUCUCCCUGGACCAAAUCAAGGCCAUUCGCUCCAGCAACGAGUACACAGAGGGGCCGUCGGUGGUCCGGAGGCCCCCUGCACCCCGCAUGGCACCCAGGCCCGACAAGCAGCAGGAGAGGACUCACGAGGUGAUCCUCGUCAAUGUGAACAACAACUAUGAGCACCGGCCGGUAGGGCAUGGCCACCACAGUGGGGUGGUGGUAGUAGCCGGAGGCCAGCAGUGUAGCACCAGGGCCCCGGGCCUUAAUCGCUCCACCAGUACAGGCAGCGCGGCCAGCUCCGGGAGCAAUAGCAGUGCAUCCUCUGAGCAGGGACUCCUGGCCCGCUCGCCUCCCUCUAGACCGGGGAUGGUGGCCCUCCACCAGCACCACCACAGAGCCGAGAGGACUCAGCCUGUUCGGGCUCAGCCCAAGGCGCUGCUAGCCCCCCAACAUGGCUCUCACCCGCCGCCGCCACUGGAGGCACCGCUCAAGCCCUCAGGGAAAGGGGACAUGGCGUCUGGCCACCAGUUCAUCUGCGAGCGCUGCGGGAAGUGCAAGUGCGGGGACUGCACAACCCCAAGGACCCUGCCCUCGUGCCUGGCCUGCAACGGCCAGUGCCUGUGCUCGGCGGAGAGCGCCCUGGAGCAUGGCACGUGCAUGUGCCUGGUCAAGGGCAUCUUCUACCACUGUUCCAAUGACGACGAGGGAGACUCGUGCGCCGACCACCCCUGCUCGCUGUCGCGCUCCCACUGCUGCUCACGCUUCCUCUGCAUGGGAUUACUGUCGGUACUGUUCCCCUGUUUGCUGUGCUACCCGCCCGUCAAGGGGUGCCUGAAGGCGUGCCAGGGCUGCUACGACCAAGUCAACAGGCCCGGCUGCCGCUGCAAGAACUCCAACACUGUCUAUUGCAAAAUGGAGAGCUGGUCCCCGCAGGCCCUCGAAAAGCCUUCCUGAUCCCGUGUGUGGGUGUAGGAAGAGGGGCAGUCGAUCCUUGUGCGGUUCUGACGAUGAUAAUAAUAUUCACUAUUGAUGUUAAUCAAACAUUUGAAGCACCUCCCAUCUGCCUCCCUUUCUCCAACGGGGAAUCCUGCUAGGAGUAAAGCACGGAAUAUGAAAACCACUCAAUUAUUUUUUUAUAUUUCCUUCCUUUUUUUUCUGACAGGGCCAUGUUGUUACAGACCAGUGUUUUGUCUGAACUGUUUCUGUCUCUCUUCAGCUACUCAUUAAGAAUAUUCUGUUAGCUAGGCAGUUUCCCUGGUGCUUUAAGCUUCAAGUGAGAGCAGCCUCUUACCAAAUCUGUGAAGGACUAUCUAGCCAGGCAAUAUGUAGCUGUUACCACGUGUUCAUAGCUAACAAGGAUUGUGUGAAUUCCCAGUUGCUACCACACUAAGACCAUGGUUAUCUGGGUUUCUGUGCUCGAGUUGCAUUAUGGAAAGCACAUGCAUCUCAUAGUAUUCUGUUGGAUAUGUUUGUCUCUCCCCUUCUCAUCAUUCACACACAUUCUGUGGCAUUUUUCCCUGUUUUUUUUUUGUUUUCAUUUUGUAAACUGUAUGCUCAAACCCAUAAGAGUAAAUUCUGGCUAUUAUUUUUAAAGAAAAUGUCUGAUAAAACUUUUUUUUUUUUUUUGUAAAAAUAUUUAUUAUGUGAAGCUCUAUUUUAUGAUAUUUAUUGCAAAAGACAGUCUUAAAUGUACUCAUGUCUGAAUAUAACAAAAUAUCAAUACUUACUGAAAAAUGAAAGGGUGGCACAAAAGAAAAAGCUAUGUUAACUUUAAUGCAGAAAAUAUAUUAAUAA